Molecule: messenger RNA, 3402 nt
Organism: Caenorhabditis elegans
Lineage: Eukaryota; Metazoa; Nematoda; Chromadorea; Rhabditida; Rhabditidae
Gene: mut-16
Product: MUTator
Source: RefSeq, marked reviewed
AAAAUGUCCGAAAGUGAUGAUGAUUAUCCGGAAUUAGACAUCUCCGAUCAAUAUAUCGAUCCAUUGGGGAUCGUUGUUGGUCCACCACCCGCCUCGUAUACGGAAACUGAUCGUGAAGAAACUCCCAUGCAAAAUCGAACUGAAGAUGACACUAAUAGCUAUGGAAAUUCAUCGGGUGAACAUGACUACGAUAGUUAUUUGGAUUCAGGAGACGAUGACUUUGACGUGGAUGCCUACUAUGCGAAUGACAAUAUGGAUGAACCUCCACCAGAAACGAUACCGGACAAUCUUAUACAAAACGUCAUCGGAAGAAAUGAUAACGCCGAUUAUGAUUUCAGCGAUGCAAGUAAUCCAGAAAUCAUGAAGCUGUUCCUGAGCUCUUCAUUGCUGAGCAAUCCAUUGAAAUUCCGUUCUGGAUACUCCUCGGAUGAAUUGGAUGAUUGUUUGAAAUCUUGUAUGGGAUACAGUCUUCAAGUAACAGCUGUUUUAUUGCUUCCUCCAGAAAUUAUUUCUCAGCUUCCAAACGAUUCCAAGACCGAACACGCCCAUGCACUUGUACGAGGAGGUUGGCUGCAGUCCAAAGAGGGCGCAUUCUUUCCAGUCAUUUCCGAUUCAGAACGUGAGACUGUUGUUUCGUUGAUGAAUGGAUCCGAAGAACAGCACAAACGCCAGGAAAGGAAGAAAAAGGAAGCAGAUACAUUUGAAUCCGAAGAGAAGGAAAUUCGUACUCUACUCACAUUCAACAUGAUUGCGGAAUUGUUAAUGGCUGUCAGAAAUGAAUAUAGCAUUCGUUCAGUUAAAUAUCAAAUUCUUUCAACUGCUUAUACAAAUAUGGUUACUGGUGCGGCACAUGCGAAUAUUUUUCGAAAAUAUAAGGAUAUUCUUCAACUCGAUCCAGAAAAACUGUGGAAUAAUGAUUGGUUCAAAGAGUAUACAAAUCGAGGAACACUGAAGAAGUUUCUAACAACUGCAAGAUUUUCUGAAAUUGUGGUUUCACAAGCCAACGGCAAAACUGUAGAACUCUAUUUUAGAGCUGACGAUGAAGGAAACCGACCAGUUGUUCUUUUCACUGAUGAACAUAUUGCGGAUGUUAGGAACAAAUGGAAAACCGGCAAUCAGAGAAAUCAGAACUACGGAAGCCAAGGCAAUUAUAGGGCCGGUGGACAGAGAUCAGAUGAUCGUCGUGGUCCACAACAACGCAGAAAUGUAAUUGUACCAGAUCCGAAUUAUCAACCAUCGACUUUUGCUGGGGGCAUUUCUAACAAUGCAGAUGAUGAUGGAUCGUUGCAACCAACAACUUCAUCGCACUUUAAUCGAAAUACUGAUCGGUCAACAUCUCGUCCUCCACGUGCACCCACUUCUCCAGUCAAUCGUGUGAUGGAAACAGAUCCACUAAUGGGCCAAGGCACUUCGUCCGGAGCCCCUCAACGAUCCGCGAUUCCGAAUCCAUUUGGUGGAGCACCAGCUCUUAGCAGAAGCACAAUCACCAAUGGUAACCGUGGUCCUUCAUAUGGAGAUCGUGGUGAGCGUGUUCAAGAUGUCGGUGAUACGACAUCAGAUAGUGAAAUCACUUCUGAAGGAUCCUACUCUGAUGAAGAUCCCGAGCAAAAGGAGAUUAAGCGUCAAAGAAGAAAGGAUAAACUUAAAAAGAAACAGGAAAGAGAACUAAGAAGUCGUGAGAAGCACACGAAGUCUAAGCAGCAACCUCCUUCGAAAAUUGAGACUCGAUUCAAUACGUACAAGAAAAAAUCAGAAUCAUCUGCUACUGACACUUCCAAUACACCUCCAGUUGACACUGUGAAUGUAGCUCUCCCGACUCCAGUAGUAGAAUCGUCUUCUACGACCGCAGCACCGUCAAUCCCUGUUUCGACACGUCCUGAAGUCGUCGUUCCACCUGAGAAUCCAGCUCCACUCAGAGAAGUCGGAAAUUUCUACUCUAAAUCGAAUCACGACGAGGAUAGACGCAAUGUUCAACUUCCUUUCACACCAGCGGAUACGCACAAACCGAUUAAAGUUGCGCCAAAAGAGCCUGUACGGAAUCCGCUUUUGAAAGAACGACCUUCAGCCAAUGGUUUCAUCAACAGAAGACUGCCAUCACAUCCAGCACCACCACCAGUCAACCAAAGUCAACCAGCCAAUCAACCAAUGCAAACAGCUGUGUAUCAAAACUCUCAUCCGGGUGCACCAUAUAUCCCUCAACAGCCAACAUAUCAGCCACAGCUUCCUGUACAACAACCUCAACCACAUCAAUAUGCGCCUCAACCAAUACAUCAUCAACAGCCAAUCCACCAACCGAUGCACGGCCAACAGUAUCCGCCAGUUAAUCAGCAGCAACCAAUCUAUCAACAACCGGCACCACAGUAUCCACCAUACAAUUCAAUUCAGAACAACCCUCAACAUGGUCCUUCUCCAUUUAAUUAUUCUCAAGUGCCACAACCUGCUUAUAAUCACGUUGGCCAACAACCAUCACAUAUGAGCAAUCAACCUCAUAUCAAUCAAAAUGGAUAUCAAAAUUCGUACAAUCCGAAUCAGGGUCCGACUUCUUCCGAUCCAAAUUAUGGAUGUAAUCCACAAUUCAAUCAUUAUGGCAGUAGAUCAGUUUAUCAUGAAGAUCAUUCAUCACAAAGAAGAAGAUCACCUGAUCAGUUUCCACCAAAUCCUCCAGAAUACGAUCCACACGGAAACUUCAAACUUGCUGAUUAUGAAAGAGAUCGAAUGACAGUCGGAUACAGUCAAAAUCCACAUCAAUUUGACCAUCACGGAAGUCAUAUGCCUCAUCAGUCACAACCACAAGGAUAUGACAAUUUUAACGGAAAUUCUGCGCCGUACUUUAAUAAAAACGGAGGACAAUCAAACCAUCAACCGGAAGCUCAAAGAUCUUUUAGUGUUCUCUCUUCGAAUCGUCAGCCAUCGAACAGGGAAUUAAUAUUUCAAGAUGGAAUUGAGAAGGAAUUGAGAGAUAUAAUUCUCCGUUAUCGAAGCAUGAACUUGACAGUAUUGACAGUACAAGAACUGAGAACAGAAGUGAGCAGACGUCCUGCUAUUCCUCGGUACAUUGAUAUUGUCCAAUAUAUUAGAGAUUCUUCAUCGGUUGCUAUAGUGGAAAGAGGUGACAUUGAGCCGUAUGUCGUUUUGAAAGAUGAUAUCCGAAACUAAGAAUUUACUUGUUCCUAUUACUGUUCCAUUUUUAUUUGUAUUCACCCACUCGUCUCAAUUUUUUCAUUUUUUCUAAACCCAUGUUUUUUUUUUUUAAUUUUCGUUCUUAUUGACUGCCUACUGAUUAUUACCUGUUUUUUCAUACUUGAAUCGCCAAACUUUCCUAAUUAAUAUUUUUACGAGUCCAAAUUUGUGUUUUAAUAUUUAUAAAAAGUAGAAGAACCGGGAGUCAACUGAUAAUAAUAA